This is a messenger RNA of Aspergillus aculeatinus CBS 121060, 1989 nucleotides long. Its product is annotated as ferric reductase family protein. Gene Ontology annotation, molecular function: ferric-chelate reductase activity. Bases 1 to 1989 code for a protein of 662 amino acids. NCBI's taxonomy places the organism in Eukaryota, Fungi, Ascomycota, Eurotiomycetes, Eurotiales, Aspergillaceae. Gene Ontology annotation, cellular component: plasma membrane. The record is from RefSeq and is a predicted model, not a curated record. Gene Ontology annotation, biological process: copper ion import; iron ion transport; intracellular iron ion homeostasis. The transcript has a single exon.
AUGGGCCAUAUUCAGGAUUUCUCCCAGGAUUCCGCCCUCGAGGAGCAUUGGGGCUAUGUCGCCCGCCAGAUCCCCUGCACCAAGGAUGCCGGCACCUGUGCCUAUCUGGACGCCGUCUACCAUGGCCACGACGUCACCAUGCUGUACAGCUUCAUCCUGUGGGCCGUGAUCGUGGGGAUCUUGUUCCUGUGGGCGAUGGGCGGACGGCUGAUCCGCAUUGAGCGAGUGCCCUCCACCCCCAAGACCACCCCGGGGGCAACGCACACGCAGAGCGCACUAUACCGUCUCUCGAGGACGCUGCAAGCCCUGACUCGCCGCCAUUUGCUCCCGGAAGCCCUUCCCCGGGUAUUCGGCCACACGACGCGGCUGCAGGUGCUCGUCUUCCUCGUGCUCUCGGGCUACCUGCUGGUCUUCACCCUGGUGGGCAUCACCUACAAGACGUGGACGACGCCCAUCAGCGGCAGUACGCAGUCCAACAUCCGCAGCGGGCUGGGUCCCUGGGCGGACCGCGUCGGCGUGCUGGCGUUUGCCCUCACCCCGCUCUCCAUCCUGCUCUCCAGCCGGGAGUCCCUGCUCUCUCUCAUCACCGGCAUCCCGUACCACCACUUCAACUUCUUGCACCGCUGGCUGGGCUACGUGAUCUACGCCCAGUCGGCCCUGCACACCAUCGGCUGGACCGUGGUGGAGGGCCGUCUGUACCAGCCGCAGCCCAGCCAGUGGAACAGCUUCAUCGCGCAGCCCUACAUCAUCUGGGGGAUCGCGGCGAUGAUCCUGCUGACCUUUCUGGUGCUGCACAGCACGAAGACCGUGAUUCGACUCACGGGGUACGAGUUCUUCCGCAAGGCGCACUACGUCGUGGCGAUGGUGUACGUGGGGGCGUGCUGGGCGCACUGGGCGCACCUCUACUGCUGGAUGCUGGCCUCGCUGGUCGUCUGGCUGCUGGACCGGGGGGCGCGGCUCAUCCGAACCUUUCUCUUGCACCACCUGGGCGUGCCCUCAACCGCCUCCAGCUGGGGCCUGCCCAUCCCCCACGCGGCGAUGCAGCUGCACGCCAACCCCGCCGACGGCGACAUCAUCCGGCUGGACUUCCACCACAAUCACGACCCCUGGCACAUCGGCCAGCACUUCUUCCUGUGCUUUCCGCAGCUAAGCCUCUGGCAAGCACACCCGCUCACCCCCUGCAGCGUGCCAGACACACUCCCGACCGGCCAGCAACACACCUAUCUCAUCCGCGCGAGGAAAGGGCUGACGCGCGUGCUCGCCGAAUCCGCACGCCUACAACCCACAGCUCCAGCAGGGGAAACCAGCACGAUGACAAAUCCGGGCCCGACGACCCCGGUACUCCUCAGCGGACCGUACGGGCAGUCCAUCGAGGACCCCUGUCUAGGCGGCCUCCCCCGCAGCACCAGCAAUCUGCUCUGCAUCGCCGGCGGCACAGGCAUCACCUUCGUCCUGCCGCCGAUCCUGCAGCGCCUCUCGGCCCCCCUCCCCUCCGACCAACAAAUCGAACUCAUCUGGAUCAUCCGCCGCAGAGCGGACACACAAUGGAUCGCCCCGGAGCUGGACAUCCUGCACCGCGUGGCGCAGACGUCGCCGGAUUCCUUCCGCGUGCGCAUCUUCGUUACGCGGGAUGUGCCAGAAACCGUGCACAGCAGUGAGACAGAGACCGAAACAGACGAGAAGACACCGUGCUGCGGGUCAACCUUGCCAGUCCCAACUCCGGAUCCGGAACCGGGGUUCGCGGUGCAUUACACACUGCCCAAAACGUCGGAUGCGCAGGCGAGCACGCAUCCAGAUCUCACGGCCCAGGUGACGCGGUUUUUGGACAGGGUGGUGGACGGUCCGACGCGCGUGUUGGCCAGUGGACCCGCGGGGAUCAUCACCACGCUGCGCGGGGCGGUGGCUGCGCUUAAUCGGCCGGGGAAGGUGUGGCGCGGGGAGGAGAGGUGGGAUGUCGAGUUGGUGCAUGAUGAUCGGGUGGAGUGGUAG